UUAAGAAAUAUUUUCAUGUAUAUUGACCGAUAAUUUCAUUUUCUCGUUGUGUGUGCAUCAUUGCAUUGCAUUGCUCUUGCGUGUGUGUGUUUGUGUGUACACGCAGAGACCCUCCUCCCAAUCAGAAUGGCCCUACGCUCCCCCUCCCCUCUCCCACUCUCUUCUCCCUCCAUAUGUGCGAGGAAGAUGGUUGCAGCCAGUGUGGGCCUGUUUUUAAUGUCGCAUGUACUGCCGUAAUCCCACCGGGAGCAAGAGGAGGAGAACAAUCCCUCCAUUCAGCCAGUUCCUGUUUUUGGAGGAAGAGACCUGGAAUCAGCCAGAGCAGAGAGAUAAAACUACAGAAGCGAGUUUCCUCUUGCCAUGCAGUACCACUCACCUGAGGUGUCCCGUCUGUAUCAGACCGAGUUCAUCCGGAGCGCGCGGGCGGUGGGCGUGCUGUGGGCCAUCUGUACGCUCUGCUUCGCCAUCAUCGAGGUGGUCAUCCUCAUCCAGCCGUCCUGGGUGGGCACUCGAGAGCUGCACUACCGCGGAGGAGGACCGGCCCCUCCGAGCGGGACGCUGGGCCUCUUUGAGGUCUGCGUGGAGACCGAUUGGCCCGUCCCAGAAUGCCGUGGGUCUCUUCACACCCUGACCCCACUCCCUGCCUUCCAGUCUCCCGCUGUGCUGGUGUGCAUGUCUCUCACCAUGGUGUGGGCCAGCGUGGGCUGCCUGUGUCUGUUCCGCUUCUGCAACACAGCAACCGUCUAUAAGAUCUGUGCUUGGCUGCAGCUCACAGCAGGCUUCUGUUUGGCCCUGGCGUGUGUGUUGUUCCCAGACUCCUGGGCGUGUGCGGAGAUGCGGGCGCUGUGCGGGGAGCGUGUGAGUAGUUUCUCCCCAGGGAACUGCUCCGUUCACUGGGCGUACAUACUGGCCAUGCUGGGGGUCCUGGAUGCCGGCAUACUUUCCACGCUGGCUUUUGUAUUGGGGAACCGCCAAGAUGCCCUUCUGCCAGAAAAUGCCAAGGAUGGUGAUGUGACGGGCUUGUUACUGGCAGCAUGAAAGAGGCCUGAGCUGUUCUCAACAGCCAGAAACUGCUGGUAAAACUGGAAUCAAGUCAGGUGGCGUCUGUGAACUUCACUCUCGACGAUUAACGAUGACAUGAAACGUGUGAAGAAAUGCUCGGCAUGAUGUCAUCAUCCUGUGAAGUCAGCUUACAUAACCUGUCUGCGUAGAAACAGUCACCUGGCAACUGUAUCCGAGUCCUUUCUCCCCUGAGGGAGGAACAUUAGUCUGAUCUAAUAAUGGUGGCUUUAAAUAGAGAAGAGGAAAGGUCAUUUUCUUUAGUGCAUUUCUAUUUGAGUUAUCGUCCAAGUCUAACAGAUAAAAUGAAUGUUGUUUCCAAUUAAAUGAUCUUUGGUUCAGUGUUCUGGACAUUUCUUGUGCAUGAAUUUAAGACGAGAUCUGAAGAUGUAGUCACAGUUUCAGUGUUGUAAUUCAGUCACACUUAAGAUUAGGGUCCAAUUCUCACUAUUAACUAGGACUUUUCCCCAAUUAACACCUAAUUACUUCUUAUAAAUCGUUAGUACGGUUGUUAAGUUAAGGUAUUGAGAAGGAUUAAGGGAUAAUAGUCAUGUGGAAUAAGGCUUUAUUACAAUAAACAGUUAAUAUCCUAGUAAUAUGCAUGCUAGUUAAUAGUGAGAAUUGAACAUUAAAUUAAAGUGUUACCUGUUAUUCUAUAUAUCUGUUUAAUUAGUUUAAUUGUUGACCUAUUUAUAUUUUUAAUGCAUGCACACACACACACACACACACACAUAUACACUGCCCGGCCCUGAAAAAAAGUCGCUGUUUGGAUUAAAAUAGGCAAAUACUCUAUAAUUGGAUCAUUAUUGUUGUGAUUAUUAUGUUUCUAAUAUGGUAAAGUCAACUUCAACAUGCCGUCUGAAUCGUCGUCACCCACCGUUUAUACACAAGUCCUUUUGUGUUUGUGUGAUUUUUUUUAAAGCCAAUGCAUUACAUGCUAAAUGUGAAGUCAUUUUUAAUUCACUUUCAGUUUAUAAGCAAUGCAAAUUUCUCAACAAACUGUCGGUGUUCACAUACACUUUAUUAGCACGUACAGUGAUUUUUGUUGUUUGACAAAACUUGCAGUGCAGAUAUGAAUUUUUGUACAAGAUCUUAUGGCUGCACGAAUAUCGAAAAGCGUUUAUACUGUAUACUCAGAGAGCCACGAUUUCCUUCACAAAUUCAUAUAGUCAGAUUAUAAACCCAGAGGGCAUGAAAGUUGGGACAGUGAUUAGUUAUUGUCAGACAGAGUGCUUCAAAGCCAAGUCAAGGAGGACAAAAAACAUUUCAUCAAGCUCGGAUAGGAUGCAAAUGACAUUAAUGACACACGCCACUAUAACAGCCAAUCAGAGAAAGAGAGGACGACAUUUAGAUGAGCAUAAACUCGCAUAGUGCUGCUUAUCGCUGUAUAAAGCAGCUGAUCUGAUGUGUUGUGCUGUUUAAACCUGUACCAGAUAUCUUCUGCAAUAAAUAUAAUAUUUCAGAGAGUUUUGUUUCUCAGUCAUUUG
Messenger RNA from Pimephales promelas (fathead minnow), 2546 nucleotides. It is a transcript of the gene lhfpl4b, whose product is annotated as LHFPL tetraspan subfamily member 4b. Gene Ontology annotation, cellular component: plasma membrane. Lineage: Eukaryota; Metazoa; Chordata; Actinopteri; Cypriniformes; Leuciscidae. Gene Ontology annotation, biological process: sensory perception of sound. The record is from RefSeq and is a predicted model, not a curated record.